UGAUGUUGACCAUUUUGACUCAAAACAAUACAAGACAAAGUGUUUACUUCCAACAACGGUCAACUUUUGAGUCAUUUUGAAUAAUAUUUAAUGUUAUAUUAUUACAGCGUACUUUUUUACAUGACCUAGUGUUAUGAGUUCGACCCUAUGUCUAAUUUUAAGGAGCAGGUUAUGCAAUUACUUGUAGGAAUACGAAAUGUUUCAUUCAUAAAACGAUCAUGUUGCGAGCUCGACUCAGUGUGUGGCUUUCCUCUGAGGCAGGGUGUUUUAUUAGUAGCUGUAUCCACUAUUGUAUUAUCGUUUGUGAUAAUCUGCGCCACUGGUCUCAGCGAGUUCCUCACGGAAGAGUCGACGGAUAUGAAACGCAGAAUGGUGAUCGGUCACACGAUGAUCUUCAGCCUCGUGGCGAUCUCGUUCUCGCUGUAUCAGAUCGUUAUCUCCGCUCUGUUAUUUUGGCAAGCUAAAUAUACCCCAGGAAACAUAUUCCUGUGCUCCCUCUGGUACACGUCGCACGUGGCCAUGCUGGUGGUCUACUCUCUGCUGUACUUCACGAGGGUGAUCGUGUACUGCCUGGCAAGGUGGCAUUUCUACGCGGUCCUGUGUACCGGGGUCGCGGCCACGCAUAUCGGUGUUUUCACAUAUUUCUGCGUCAUAGUCAACAGUUUUUUACAUUCUUUAAAUAUGGAAAGAUUUUUAUAAUGAACAUGGAAUUAUAUUAUUUGUAAAAUAAAUAUUUUCUACUAUU
Messenger RNA from Plutella xylostella (diamondback moth), 745 nucleotides. RefSeq lists its product as uncharacterized. NCBI's taxonomy places the organism in Eukaryota, Metazoa, Arthropoda, Insecta, Lepidoptera, Plutellidae. The record is from RefSeq and is a predicted model, not a curated record.